Medioppia subpectinata is the source of this 864-nucleotide messenger RNA. Lineage: Eukaryota; Metazoa; Arthropoda; Arachnida; Sarcoptiformes; Oppiidae. The record is from the annotation of a GenBank genome assembly.
AUGGCAUACGUGAACCCGAAACGAGCCGUGAAUGGUAUGACACGUGGGAAGCAAUUGGCGGACACUUUGGGCGACGAGGAAGACGUGGACGACAUGACAUUCCUCCGCCAUCCACGACAGGGCUCUUCGGGCUAUCUGUUGGCCAACACCGACACCACUGCCGACACGAACACCGAGUGGGAGGACAGACGUCGACAGCUGUUGGCUGAGCGGCGGGCCAUCGAAGAGCGAACUCUGGAGAGCUCUAAAGUGUCGUUGGGUUUGGUGUACGAGACGGAGAAGACGGGCGUCGAGACGGCCGAAGAGUUGGUCCGUCAGAGGGAAACGUUGAACAGCGUUGAGGAGAAGUUGGACGGAAUGAAUGCCGUUAUGAGAGUAUCGCAGAAACACUUGACUUCAAUGAAGAGUAUUUUUGGCGGUUUUAAGAACUACUUCUCGAAGACGAACGACACGAACGCCACCGUCGGUCAGAAGAACCAAACGAAUGGCAUCGGGAGUCGACCCGCAGUCCAAUCGGACAGCAGUUUGAGUAAUACUAUCGAUAGUAUGCGAAGUGAGGCGACGGCUAACAGCGCUCGCAAUCAUCCGUUUCUCACUCAAAGAGGUAUCGAAACGGAAGACAACGGCGAGUCUCGACACGAGACCAGCCGUUCGUCGCGAACCAAUCAAAUCAAUCAAAAAUUGGACGAAAAUCUGUCGGAAAUUGAUUUAGGAAUCGGAAGACUGAAGAACUUAGCGCUGGGUUUGGGCUCUGAGAUCGAGGAACAGAACUCAACUCUGGAUCGCAUCACUGGUAAAGCAGAGAGAGCUGAAGACACUCUUCAACACCAAAACAGACAAAUGAAGAGAAUUCUCAAAAAUUAA